Messenger RNA from Mollisia scopiformis, 1281 nucleotides. RefSeq lists its product as uncharacterized. Lineage: Eukaryota; Fungi; Ascomycota; Leotiomycetes; Helotiales; Mollisiaceae. The record is from RefSeq and is a predicted model, not a curated record. The transcript has 2 exons. The coding region runs from base 101 to 847 and encodes 248 amino acids.
AAUGCGUUUCUACUCUGUCUCUGAAUUUGGAUAGUCUCUAAGUACUACACAACGAACCGGAUAGUACUUGGCACUUAGCGGUGAUUCGGUGAACAACAGCAUGCUCCCAUCAUCGGCCAUGAAUCAGAUUGGUGCUCAAAAUAUGGCAGUGAAGUCUAAAUUCUUGAGCACACCGACUGAGAUACAGCUAUCCGUGUUGCAAUGGUGUUCUGGAGGCAUAGUCUCGAUCGAGCGACCCAAAGCUGGCGGCAAAGAUGCCUACAACGUUGCCGCUGCUGCCUCCGAGGUUGAUAUGACUGCGAGGAAAAACUUCCAAACAUCCCUUCUGAGUAUCAAUCACGAUAUUAGAAAACUAGUUCUCCAGAUACAUCCAACAGCUUUUGAGAAGCAACUUGGGUCUCCUGUCUUGUUUGAUGUCACGCGUGACAUCUUGCACUUUGACGACCUUCAUCUCCUCGAAUCUUUUAUUGAGAGGUCGGAUACAUCGUCUCUGAGGAAGCUUCACAUCGAUAGGCUUGCAUUUGGAAUUAGUGGGAUGAGACCUUUUGGGAAGAGCGGCAACAUAGCCAUUGAAUUUCAGAGCCGUAGCCAUGAUUUGCUCAAACUUGGAAAGGCGAUUCGAGCUUUUGGAUCUAUUAAGACAAUAUAUUUAGUGUCAGCCUCUGAGAACCCCGAGAAAGAAGAUAUUAGGGUCGGACUUGUUGCAUAUAUGAUCGAGUUCAGAAAUAUGUGGGAUAAAAUCUGGGCUGGGCUGGAGAAAGUUGGAAACAAAAACAUUAAGCGCUGGGAUAUGCCUCAGGAAUAUGUUUGCACAACCAAGAAGAAAUUGAUGGAUACGCACUUGUGACGAUUGCCCAACGGAUCACUGAGUGGCUCCGUCACAGCUCCAGGAAGAGUACGGUGGGUAUCAUAAUGGAUGGAAGAUAUCUUGUGCGCUGCAGACAGAGAGGCAUCGGUGGACUCGGGCUUGCCGGGUGCCUCUUGCUGUGUGGGAGAACUCUUAUCAGGUCAUGAAUGAAGUCAUUGAUCAUAGCCGCCCUGCUUGCAUGUACUCAGACUCUGAUUCAGAUGUUACCGCUAUCACUUCCAUUAGGCUGCCUUGUCGAAGCCUAUAUCAUUUCAACCCAACUUCGACAAUUGUCUGGGAACAUUUCAGAGAUCAGUAAUCGUCUCGAUGUCUGAACUGUGGGAAGUUUGAUUGCGUGUUGUGGGUCAUACCGGCAUGUGAUCUUCCAGUUUAUAGACAUCAGUGUUUAUCAUGCUGCUUCCAACAAUCUAUGC